Molecule: messenger RNA, 474 nt
Organism: Suncus etruscus (white-toothed pygmy shrew)
Lineage: Eukaryota; Metazoa; Chordata; Mammalia; Eulipotyphla; Soricidae
Product: ribonuclease 7-like
Exons: 1
Coding region: 4-474 (156 amino acids)
Biological process (GO): defense response to Gram-negative bacterium; innate immune response; defense response to Gram-positive bacterium
Molecular function (GO): nucleic acid binding; RNA nuclease activity
Source: RefSeq, a predicted model, not a curated record
AAGAUGGCAGCAGCCAGAGCACAAUCCUGCCCACUGCUGCUGUUCCUGCUGCUGGCACUGUGGGUGGCCCAGCGCCCCACCAGUGCCAAGCCCAAGAACAUGACCUCAGCUCAAUGGUUUGAAAUCCAGCAUGUGCAGCUGAGCCCAAUGAAAUGCAGCAUGGCUAUGAAUCGCAUCAACCAGUAUGAGAAAAACUGCAAGAGAUUUAACACCUUCCUGCAUGAAUCCUUCUCCAAUGUGACCAGCACCUGUCAGACCCCCAACAUAACCUGCAAGAAUGGCCGGGGAAACUGCCACCAGAGCCCAACGCCUGUGUCCUUGACCAACUGUCAGCUGAUCUCAGGGAAGUACCCAAACUGCAGGUACAAUGAGAAGCAAAUGAAUGCAUCUUUCAUCAUCGCCUGCGACCCACCCGAGAAAAGAGAUUCUUGGAAGUUUCCGCUGGUUCCUGUGCACUUGGACAAAGUCCUUUAG